Molecule: messenger RNA, 1631 nt
Organism: Ciona intestinalis (vase tunicate)
Lineage: Eukaryota; Metazoa; Chordata; Ascidiacea; Phlebobranchia; Cionidae
Source: RefSeq, a predicted model, not a curated record
GAAUAUCUUUGGUUAUACAGAACCGAUUAAAACAAAUGCACCAAUCCGUGAAUAUUAAAAAAAUGAAUUCAUUUUUGUCAUCCACGAAAGCUGCGUUGACGGAGUUGACUUCACAAUUCGGAAAGUAUAAAAAUAAACCAAUCCAUCUCGCGAUUGGGAAUCAAGCAUGUGACCUUGAUUCUUGUGUGUCUGCAGUUUCAUACGCAUGGAUGAAAUCAAAAUUAACACCUGGCAUUCUGCACGUGCCUGUGAUGAAUUUGAAACGAAAUCUUUUUAGGCUUCGAACAGAAGUUAAUUAUAUAUUUAAAGAACUUUCGGUUGAACCGGAGCAUAUUGUAUUUCUGUACGAUCUUAACUUGUCUUUAUUUAAGAAGUUAAGCAAAGAUGAUCUAACUAUUACUUUGUUGGAUCACCAUUUUAUACAAACGUCCAAUCCACUGAUUGAAUUGAAAUCUUAUGUAACUGAAAUAAUUGACCAUCGUCCAAUUAACCAUGAUAUUCCACCUACCAUAGAGACCAACAUUUAUCAAGUGGGUUCCUGUUCUACUCUGAUAGCUGAGAAAAUGCUGCAGCACUUAAACAGAGAUGAGUUAAUUCCAGAAAUUAUCACUUUGACUUUUGGUUCCAUUUUAGUUGACACUGAUAACUUGACAGCUGACGGUAAAGUGACAUCACGGGAUGUGAAUGUAGUGGAGCUAUUGCUGCAAAAAAGCAAUCGUAACAAACGUGAUCUAAAUGCUUUAUAUACUUCAUUGGCUAAAGCCAAAUUUUCCAUUGAAGGUUUAAAUGCUCAUGAGAUGUUACUAAAAGAUCCAAAAAUAAUUGAAAAUCCAAGCAACACCUUCCGCGUGAUGUUUAGCACAUUACACCAGGACCAGAAUUCUUUCUUUCAGCGAGAAGAUGCUAAAGCCGCAAUUCUUUCCAAUUUAGAAACACAAAAUCUGCAAUCAUGGAUUUCUUUGUCAUCUGUAUCAAUUGAUCAUGAGGGCCAUAAGUACAAACCUAUUGCUGUCCACUGUCCUAAUGAUGAACAAAGAGAAAGGAUUACAACAGCAUUAAUUGAAGCUGAGUCUUUAGACAUAGGGCUAGACACAGAUUGUUCAGAAAGAUUUAACUAUUGUAUAUUUUUAAGAAUGUACAACUGCAAAGCAACUCGGAAACAACUUUUACCUGUAGUCGAUAACCUCUUGCAAUCCUAAAAGUAACUUUGUGCUUUUAUAUUACAUAUAUAUAUAUAUAUGUUACGUAAACACCUCAUACUUUCUCAUUGGAAUGAGCUGGUUGCUACUUUAUUUGUUUGUUAAUGUAUAAAUAACUUCAUGUUAAUCAUACACCUUAGUGAAUGCAACUUGCACCUCAAACUAUGUGUACUCAGUAGUCUAAUUUCCUGCUUCAAUACCCUGCUUAUAAGUUAAUCAUUAAUGCAAAUAAUGCAUAGCUAGUUAUACCCAUAUAAGAAGCCUAGCCCAAUUUGUAUUACCACUAGUUGGACUAAGUUUAGUGCUAGAGCUGCUCUAAUAAAUUUGAUUAUUUUUCAGUGUAUAAUGCAUUGGUUAAAUGUUGUUAAUUUGUUUGUAAUGUUUACUACACCAUGAGGUUUGUGGUGAAAAUAUAUGUGAGGUUUUCUCCCU